This is a messenger RNA of Octopus sinensis (East Asian common octopus), 2901 nucleotides long. RefSeq lists its product as uncharacterized. The coding region runs from base 464 to 1483 and encodes 339 amino acids. The record is from RefSeq and is a predicted model, not a curated record. Lineage: Eukaryota; Metazoa; Mollusca; Cephalopoda; Octopoda; Octopodidae. The transcript has 5 exons.
GGAAGUAGAUUUCGUUAAAUCAUCAUUAAUUAUAUUUCUUUACGGAGUCCACGUAUUAUGUGUAAACGUUGCUUGGUUUCUAUGUCUUACACCUGCUACAUUCGCUCUCCACUAAAUCUAUUAUCAGAUGUUACCGUGUGUAAGCCACCAACCAGUCUCUCUCUUCCGGUGCCAAAGAUGCCACAACCGAAUUCCUCGUGACACCGCAGACAUACUUCCAUCCGUUGAGACGAUUUGUGUACACUCAGAUAAAAUAGACAAGCUUUUCUAUAUCUAAAAACUGAUGCAAGAUCACAAUUAAUUCUCACCCAAUUUCCCCCAGCUUCGUAUAUACUACAACAUGUGUGCUCUCGGCAGACUUACAGAUUAAUUAUAUUUAGAAAAAAAUAUAGUCAUACAAUGUACUGAUUGACAUUUGUCUAUAGAAAAAAGGAAUCUUGUUUGUUUUCUGUAACCCUUGAAAAUGCUGCACAGAUCUGCCAAAACCCUGCUACAGAAUGUAAUACGUCACACCGACACCCAUAACAGAAUUGUGGAGGAGGCUGAAAUGUGGCGACAGAAGGAGAAGAGAUCACAACUGUCCAAGAAAGACAGAGAAAAAGACAGAGGCGGAGAGAAGGAUAAGGAUAAAGAUGACAAAGAUAAGAAGUCUACUGAUGUGUUCUUUGAGGACACCCGCAAGUCCUUUCUGUAUGAUAAUCGUGUGAGAGAUGACAGCAUAUCGUAUCGGAGGUAUCGUGCUCAUAUGGAUGAUGAGCCAAUUCCAUCAUCGACCACUCGUAGCACAUAUUAUACUCGGCAGCUACAACGGGCUGAGGAGAAUGAUCCUGGCAGGUGGGGUCACAGCGGUUAUAAGGAACUGUAUCCAGAGGAAUUUCGCAGCGAUCGAUCUGAAGACGAAGAGAAUGGUCCACAUCACCGCCGUCACAAAAGAAGAACUAGAAAAAGACGUAAAGAGAAGAAGAGGAGGCAUCAUUAUCGGUCGAGAUCUGAUGACAGUGACAGUGAUUGCGAGCCCCGUCGCAAGCGCCGCAAGAGCACUGGCUGCAGCAAACACAGAAAGCAUCGCAGGUCACGGGAUUCUUCGACGGGAUCGGAAACAGUUCGGUACAUCAGGCGGAAAAUGCACAAAGAAAGACGUCACCGGAGACACAAAUCUGAGAGGUUGUACGACACUGAAAUCGAUAUAAAACCUCGACUGCCCAUCAUCUCUGGUAGCCAGCAGCAACAACAGCAGCAGCAGUCGCUACCACCACAACAACAACAUCAGCAACAAAUACAGUCAUCCCUAAUGGGACAUCACAGACGCAACCGACACAGUUCAGGUGCUAGGGACUCCACAUCAUUACGUGAGCACAAACAGACACGUCACAUGUCUUCUGACAACACAGACUCGGGGGCUGAAAAUGACGGACCCAAACGGCAAAAGUUCCAACGUGAUUAUUCUUCAUCUGAUAGCGAGGACAGUUACUGUUUGUCUUAGUAUGUAUGUCGUGUGCAUGUUUAGUGCAUGUCUGUGUGCAUCUUGGCAGUUGAAAAAAAAAAUUUUUUGCUACAAAAAAAAAAAAAAAUGGACCCCUCCCCCCCCCCCCCCACCAACCUCUGCAAUGCCAUAUCCUUGUCAAGUCAUUCGGUGCCACUGAACUGGCUAAAACAAAACAAAACAACAACAAAAAAAAAAUCAACAACAACAUCCUGGAAGUGUUUUUAUCUCAUCUCUCUGAAAUGUGGAGAAACUGGUUAGCAACAGAAAAAGAACUGCCCUGGCUACAGUAAAAAAUGUUUCCAGAUUGUUCUGUCAACUUUUUUAUUUCUUUUAAUUCUCUGCAGAAAACAUCCAAACUGCACUUCAAGUCAGUCACCCCAAUCCACUGAAUUUCUCUGUUGUAGAUUGAUUGAUUGAUUGAGAUCUAUUAUUGCUGCUAUCAUAAUUAGUCCAUUCCAUAUGCCCCGCAGACAGUUUCUCAUCUCACUCACUCAUUCAGUACCUAUUUAAAUAUAAUGAAUUAUACCUACCUGUUAAUUAAUAUUGGUUAAAUGUAUCUGAUACAGUAAGGUAACAUUUUUUUUUGAUGGGAUUAUUUUUCUGUUAUGAAUUUAAAUUGGACAUCUUUUAUUUAUUCAUUUGAAAGAUUUUUAUUAUUAUUUUUUAAUUAUUUUUCCCUUUUUGAAAGCUGUAUGGAACAUUCUUUGAUAUGAAGAUGUAUUUUGUAAAGCAGUAGAAUAUUUUUGAUGGAAUUUAGGAAUUUUUUUAGAAGUGUGUUUAAACCAUGUCUCCCUGUCAAAUAUAAGGUGUAAAAAAGAACAGAAAUAACAAAACAGACUGUAAUAUUAUUUACCUGUUCUUGUGUGGAUUAUCAUCAUCAUCAUUAUUAUUAUUAUUAUUAUUAUCAUCAUCAUCAUUAGAGCGGUGGAUUGGCAGAAUUUUUUGCAUCAGAUUUAUCUGAGUUCAAAUCCUGCCAGGGUCAACUUUGCCUUUCAUCCUUCCAGGCUUGAUGAAACACAGUAUCUGUGAAGUACUGGGUUCAAUAUAAUUGACUAUUCCCUUUCUCCCUACUUUCAAACCUUCUGUCUAAUUAAAAAGAAACAUCUCUAUCAUAAUUAUUUUCAUUUAUUGUCUUACCUAUAUGAAAUGAUUAUAGUUUUCCAAAGAACCAUUUAACAUCAAACCAUUUUUUUUUUUUGAUUCAGUCGAGGAACAUCUAGUCAGCAAACACAAGAACAUCAGGAAUAUCUCCUGACUUCCGAUAUCCAUUCAAAUGUUUUUCCUCUUCAUAAUGCAAAUGAAAUGAAAGGAGGUAUUUGCUGCUCAAUAAUGUCUCAUAAAUAAUUUCAUUGCUCAAAAAGAGGAAAUUGUAAGACUGGAAGUUGGAAUGAAUAACUCAUUCAAGCCAAACUACU